UCCUGGACCAUCUGGUCUUAAAGGAGAUAGCGGAGAAUCUGGUCCGACUGGUCCGAGAGGACUGCAGGGUCCCACAGGGCCUCCGGGGAAAGCAGGGAAGAGGGGUCGUUCAGGAGCUGAUGGAGCGAGAGGAAUGCCAGGAGAAGCGGGAGGAAAGGGAGAUCGAGGCUUUGAUGGCCUUCCGGGUUUACCUGGUGAGAAAGGCCACAGGGGUGAGACUGGCCCGAUCGGACCCCCGGGACCUCCUGGAGAUGACGGGCCAAGGGGUGAGGAUGGACAGAUCGGACCGAGAGGACUGCAGGGAGAAAGUGGUCCUAGAGGUUUACUCGGCCCGCGAGGAUCUCCAGGUCCUAACGGUCAACGUGGUCUUCCUGGCCUGGACGGUCCGCCGGGUCCUAAAGGGAACAUGGGACCACCAGGAGAAGGAGGACCACCCGGUCAACAGGGAGUCACUGGCCCACAGGGCUUACCGGGACCUCAGGGCCCAAUCGGACCUCCUGGAGAAAAAGGUCCUUCUGGAAAACAGGGACUGCAGGGUUUAUCUGGAGCCGACGGUCCUCCUGGUCAUCCUGGGAAAGAGGGACCGGCGGGAGAGAAAGGAUCUACUGGUCACCCCGGACCCCAGGGCUCCAUCGGCUACCCCGGUCCACGAGGAGUCAAAGGAGCUGAAGGAGUUCGUGGGUUAAAAGGCGGUAAAGGAGAAAAGGGUGAAGAUGGUUUCCCAGGGUUUAAAGGUGAUAUGGGACUCAAAGGGGACAAAGGAGAGCCCGGAGUAAUCGGACUGCGGGGAGAAGACGGACCGGAGGGACCGAAGGGAAAAUCCGGACCAACUGGAGAAUCUGGACCCAUGGGACUGGCUGGAGAAAAGGGUAAACUGGGAGUUCCUGGAUUACCUGGAUAUCCUGGACGACAGGGUCCAAAGGGUUCUACUGGUUUCGCCGGUGCUGCUGGAGCCAGUGGAGAGAAAGGAACAAGGGGACUGGCUGGUAAAGCAGGGCCAAGGGGACAGCGCGGUCCGACGGGACCUCGUGGUAGCCGAGGAGCGAGAGGACCGACGGGAAAACCAGGAGCGAAGGGAACGUCGGGACACGACGGUGCCGCCGGAGGUCCUGGAGAACGAGGACCUCAAGGACCACAGGGGCCCGUUGGGUUGCCGGGACCUAAAGGUCCACCUGGACCCCCUGGUAAAGACGGACUGCCGGGACACCCAGGACAGCGAGGAGAAACCGGUUUCCAAGGGAAGACGGGUCCCCCUGGUCCUGGAGGAGUCGUGGGUCCGCAGGGUUCUACAGGAGAAACCGGACCUGUGGGUGAGAGAGGACACCCCGGAUCCCCGGGACCGCCCGGAGAGCAAGGUCUUCCUGGAGCGGCGGGUAAAGAGGGUGGAAAGGGCGACCCGGGCCCUCAGGGUCUUGCUGGAAAGCCCGGUCCUCCUGGUAUCCGAGGUUUUCAGGGACAGAGAGGUCUUCCUGGAACUCCAGGUCCAGGAGGUCUGAAAGGUGGUGAAGGUCCUCCUGGUCCACCGGGUCCCAUCGGAUCUCCAGGUGAGAGAGGAGGUGCUGGACCCGGCGGUCCGAUCGGAGUACCGGGACGAAACGGACCUCAAGGACUCCCGGGACCUGCUGGAGAGAAAGGUGGUCCGGGUGAGAAAGGUCCUUCUGGACCCGCCGGCCGUGAUGGUAUUCAGGGUCCAGUCGGACUUCCUGGACCUGCAGGACCUCAGGGACCACCUGGAGAGGACGGUGAUAAGGGAGAAGUCGGAGAACCGGGACAGAAGGGAAGCAAAGGGGACAAGGGUGAAUCGGGUCCUUCUGGUCCAGUUGGUCUUCAAGGUCCAGUUGGCAAUCCAGGUCCUGCUGGCACUGAUGGUGAAGCUGGUCCACGAGGUCAGCAGGGAAUGUUCGGCCAGAAAGGAGACGAAGGACCUCGAGGAUUCCCCGGACUGCCAGGACCCGUCGGCCUACAGGGAUUACCAGGACCUCCAGGCGAGAAGGGAGAGACUGGUGACGUCGGUGCGAUGGGUCCUCCUGGUCCUCCAGGCCCGAGAGGUCCUCAGGGUCCCAGCGGAGCAGACGGUGCUCAGGGACCUCCUGGUGGUAUCGGCUCUAUGGGAGGAAACGGAGAAAAGGGUGAGCCGGGUGACGCGGGAAAUCCAGGACCUCCCGGAGAGACCGGUUCAAUGGGUCUGAAAGGUGAAGUGGGUGAGAAAGGAGAGACGGGACCACCCGGAGCUGCCGGACCCGCAGGAGCACGAGGACCGCCUGGAGACGACGGUCCCAAAGGAAACCCUGGACCUGCUGGCUUUCCUGGAGACCCCGGUCCUCCUGGUGAGCCCGGUGCUGCUGGACUCGACGGUCUUCCUGGAGAUAAAGGAGAAAACGGAGAAGCCGGUCAGCAGGGACCCCCGGGUCCAUCAGGUGAAGCUGGACCUCCUGGACCUCCAGGAAAGAGAGGUCCGAUCGGACGGACAGGAGCCGAAGGCAAACAGGGAGAAAAAGGUUCUAAGGGUGAAGCCGGAGCUGAAGGACCAUCCGGGAAAACCGGGCCUGUUGGACCUCAAGGGCCCCCUGGAAAGCCUGGUGCUGAGGGUCUGAGAGGAAUUCCUGGUCCUGUAGGUGAACAAGGAUCUCCUGGUGUAGGGGGUAAAGACGGUCCGCCGGGUCCACUGGGUCCUCCUGGGCUCCCCGGGUUGAAAGGUGACCCUGGUUCUAAAGGUGAAAAGGGUCAUCCUGGUCUGAUUGGUCUGAUCGGGCCUCCAGGAGAACCAGGUGAGAAAGGAGACCGAGGUUUACCUGGAUCUCAGGGAACAGCUGGAGGCAAAGGUGAUCCUGGUGCUGUUGGUACUUCCGGUCCUCUUGGUCCUCCUGGUCCUCCUGGAAUUCCUGGAGCCCAAGGACAAAAAGGAUCUAAAGGAACGAGUGGUCCAGCGGGUCAGAAAGGAGAACCCGGUUUGAUCGGCCCUCCUGGUCCUCCUGGUCCUCCAGGUGACAUGAUCCAGCCGCUGCCCAUCCAGAUGUCCAAGAAGUCGAAGCGUUCUUCAGACGUCCAGGCUGACGAGGCCAUGCUGGAUUACGGUUUAGAGGGAACGGAGGGAAUGGAUGAAGUCUACGGCUCGCUCAAUAACCUGAAGCUGGACAUCGAGCGUAUGAAGUUCCCUCUGGGCACGCAGGACAAUCCGGCCCGGACCUGUAAAGACCUGCAGCUCAGCCAGCCCGACUUCCCCGACGGUGAAUAUUGGAUCGACCCUAACAUGGGCUGUAAAGGAGACUCCUUUAAGGUUUACUGUAACUUUACAGCCGGAGGAGAGACGUGUAUCUUUCCUGAUAAAAAGUCCUCAGGGGUUAGAAUAUCCAACUGGCCGAAAGAGUCUCCAGGGACGUGGUUUAGCGAAUUCAAGCGCGGUAAAAUCCUCUCGUACGUGGAUGUAGAGGAGAGUUCCAUCAGCGGCGUCCAGAUGACCUUCCUCAAGUUGCUGAGUUCUGCAGCGAGACAGAACUUCACCUACAUCUGCCACCAAUCCGUCGCCUGGUUCGAUGCUAAAGCCGACAACUACAACAAAGCGCUGCGCUUCCUCGGCUCCAACGACGAAGAGAUGUCACACGACAACAACCCCUUCAUCAAGGCCGUGUACGACGCCUGCUCGCUAAAGCAGGGCUACGCUAGAACCGUGUUGGAGAUUAACACUCCGCGCCUCGACCAGGUGCCCAUCAUCGACGUCAUGCUGAACGAUUUCGGAGAUCCCAACCAGAGAUUCGGCUUCGAGGUCGGCCCUGUCUGCUUCCUCGGGUAACAGCCUUCCUUCAGCCUGGUCGAGCUGGGACGCUUCGGGACGCGUGGACGGCUGCCACACACACACACACACAUACACACACACUUGCUGGCCAAUAAAGACUGUGUUAUCAUCAUGAGAAUGUUCAUCGCCCUUGUGGGGCCGAAAUGACGAGACUGAGGCCAGCAAUCCGGGGACCAACAUGAAGAAAAGACAUGAACUGGUGAAUAACGGUGCACUUUCAAACUUAAAAAAAAAAAAAGAAAUGGAUUCCUCUGUUUUCCUCUGUUCCACCAACUCCACUUCUUCCCCUGACCCAGUUUUAAUCCCACUAUAAAAAUUAACUUCUAAUCCUGAUAUUUUAUUUCUAUUCCUGCUGUUAGACCUCAUCGUAAUCUUAAUUCCUGUUUUAAUCUCCCAUCCUAAACCCAGUCCCUAAUUUUAAUCCCAAUAUUAUAUUCCAAUUCCAGUAUUGGAAUUUACUCCCAAUCCCAAUCCCAGUCCUAAUCCUAAUCCUAAUCCCAAUUCCACUUCCCUUUCUUCCUUUUCGUUUCUUUAUUCUUCCUCCAGGUGUUUUGAUUCGCUCUUGAUAUAUAAAAGAAAAAAAUUAAAUCUAACGGUGCUAUAGAAAGUGCAUUUUUUUUAAAAACUAUAACUGUAAUUAUAAUUUUGUACAAUAAUGUCUUUUUGAAUCAGCUUUCCUGCAGAAUCUUGCAUGUCUUUCAUUUGAUGACUAUAGAGAGAUUUCUUCAGUCUAGAUAUCUAUUUUUUUUUUUACUUUAAAACACUUGUCGUGUUACAGCGUGAUUAAAAUCAGCAUUAAAAAGCAGCCCUACUGUAAAUAUUGACCACUUUUAGACAAAGAGGAGAUUUAUCCGUCUUCUAUGGAUUGUGAAGGAGUAAUUUUAAGAUUUAAAAUCUGUAGAAUAGCAGAUUUUACUUUCAUUUCCCACUAAUGUGUUAUUUUGUAAGUGGUAGCGUUAAUGCUGUGGUAAUCAGACGUCUGAUGAUGCGACAGUGACGAAACGAGAGCGUUUAUAUCAGACUCAAACUCUUUUUUUUAUACCUCAACUCUAAGUGGAAGGGAAACAUGUUAAACAGCUCUUUAAUUACACAUUUUAAUUUCCACAUUUUGCUCUCUGUAUUUGCAUUUCUUUAUCCGAGUUUCUGUUUGAAGUUUAAAAACUGAAACUACGUUCCUGCGCUUCGUAUUUAAGCUUCUGUGGUACGAUGUGGUUUUGUUUUAUUUGCUUUUCUGUCUUUGUCUGAAUAUCGUUUGCAGAUGUGUUCAUGUCCUCGGUUCCCUCCAAAUACAUGACUAUAGGCAUUUAAAAUUUGACACACUUGUGUACUUUUCUUCUUCUAUAAUUUAUGUAAAACUUGGAAUAAAUGAUUGGUACGAUGUA
Messenger RNA from Pangasianodon hypophthalmus (striped catfish), 5175 nucleotides. Its product is annotated as collagen alpha-1(XI) chain. Gene Ontology annotation, molecular function: extracellular matrix structural constituent. Bases 134 to 3790 code for a protein of 1218 amino acids. The transcript has 53 exons. NCBI's taxonomy places the organism in Eukaryota, Metazoa, Chordata, Actinopteri, Siluriformes, Pangasiidae. The record is from RefSeq and is a predicted model, not a curated record.